Messenger RNA from Trichosporon asahii var. asahii CBS 2479, 570 nucleotides. RefSeq names its product tubulin beta chain. Gene Ontology annotation, molecular function: GTP binding; structural constituent of cytoskeleton; GTPase activity. The record is from RefSeq and is a predicted model, not a curated record. NCBI's taxonomy places the organism in Eukaryota, Fungi, Basidiomycota, Tremellomycetes, Trichosporonales, Trichosporonaceae. The transcript is spliced from 2 exons. Gene Ontology annotation, biological process: mitotic cell cycle; microtubule cytoskeleton organization. Bases 1 to 570 code for a protein of 189 amino acids. Gene Ontology annotation, cellular component: cytoplasm; microtubule.
AUGGUCCCCUUCCCGCGUCUCCACUUCUUCACCGCCGGUUACGCCCCCCUCGUCGCGACCAGCAACCGCGCCUACACCGCGUCCAACGUCUCGGACCUCACCUCGGCCCUCUUCCAGCGCCGCUCGCUCCUUGCCGCCAUCGACCCCGCCAUGGGCAAGUACCUCACCGUCUCGGUCGCCUACCGCGGCAAGCUCUCCAUGCGCGACAUUGAGUCCUCGAUCUACGACUUCCAGAACAAGAACUCGGACCACUUCGUCCCCUGGAUCCCCAACGGCGCCCUCACUACCCUCUGCACCGUCCCUCCCGUCGGCCAGACCGCGUCCGCCACCCUCGUCGCCAACACCACCGCUAUCUCCGAGGUCUUCAAGCGCUCGCACGUUCAGUUCCGCCAGCUCUUAGCUGACGAAACAGGCGAGGGAAUGGACGAGAUGGAGUUCACCGAGGCCGAGUCCAACCUGGCCGACCUCUGCGAGGAGUACGACCAGUACGAGUCCGCGCAGCUCGACGAAGAGUACGAGGACGAGGUUGAGGAGGUCACCGAGGAGUUCGCGGAGGAGUACGCCGAGUAA